Messenger RNA from Prunus mume (Japanese apricot), 694 nucleotides. The record is from RefSeq and is a predicted model, not a curated record. Lineage: Eukaryota; Viridiplantae; Streptophyta; Magnoliopsida; Rosales; Rosaceae.
AGGAAGUAGAAGAAGAAGUGGACUUUCAAUCUCCGAGGCCAAUUUGGUUUAGAAACUACUUCUUAUAUAUAUUGGCCAGAUAUAAUAAGCUAAAUAGCUCUUUAAUUCAUCUCCUCUCUCUUUACACGCUUACAGACAUCAUGUCAAAUCCUUGUUUUCGUCUUAUUUCGACCAGCGAAGACUGCGUGACGCCUCUCCCUCCUCUGCUUCCAUCAUCACCUUCAAUUAUUGAUAAUCCUAGGCUUGCUGAUAUGUUUGGUUUAGGUUUAAUGCUAGCAUGGUUUGGCCUCUUUGCGGCCUUCUGUUUCCUCAAAUUUUGUAAUAGGCCCAAUGAUAACGUUGUCGAUCUCGAAGCAGAAACGGAUCCCCCGCAGACCUCAAUGGUCUUCACGUAUCGAAUCGAAAGCAGCAACAACAACAACAGCAGCAAUCUUAACACAGAUGAUGAGGAUCUUCAUCAGUGUUCAAUUUGCUUGGAGGAGUUUAAGGACGGGGAAGAGUGUCGGUUGCUUGCUAAGUGCAAGCAUCCGUUUCACAAACAGUGCGUUGAUAAGUGGCUAACCAACAAGGAAAGCAAACCACCAUGUCCACUUUGUCGUGCUUCUGUUCAAAGCAUACAAACCGAACAAGAGAAUCAAGUCGACAGUACCGCCUAGUCAAUAUUCAAAUUUCAAAGACAGAAGAAAAAUAAUAA